This is a messenger RNA of Apaloderma vittatum (bar-tailed trogon), 423 nucleotides long. It is a transcript of the gene SF3B6, whose product is annotated as splicing factor 3b, subunit 6, 14kDa. Gene Ontology annotation, biological process: mRNA splicing, via spliceosome. The annotation marks the transcript as partial. The record is from RefSeq and is a predicted model, not a curated record. Gene Ontology annotation, cellular component: catalytic step 2 spliceosome; precatalytic spliceosome; U2 snRNP. The transcript has 3 exons. NCBI's taxonomy places the organism in Eukaryota, Metazoa, Chordata, Aves, Trogoniformes, Trogonidae. Gene Ontology annotation, molecular function: RNA binding.
AUUCGGCUGCCGCCGGAGGUGAAUCGGAUCCUGUAUAUCAGGAACCUGCCCUAUAAGAUCACAGCGGAGGAGAUGUAUGACAUUUUUGGGAAAUAUGGGCCUAUUCGACAGAUCAGAGUCGGAAACACUCCUGAAACGAGAGGAACGGCCUAUGUGGUCUAUGAAGACAUCUUUGAUGCAAAAAACGCUUGUGAUCACCUGUCGGGGUUCAAUGUGUGUAACAGAUACCUCGUUGUUUUGUACUAUAAUGCAAACAGGGCAUUCCAAAAGAUGGACACAAAGAAGAAAGAGGAACAGCUUAAGCUUCUCAAGGAAAAAUACGGAAUUAAUACAGACCCACCAAAAUAAAUUGUUCUUUGGAAAGCUAUUUUCAAGCCCUGCCAUUGAGUUCUUGAACUAAACAUAGGAAUUCUCAAUGAAGUA